UCAGUAUUCGAAUACUCUUUUAACAGAACUAACGUGCAGACCGGUGUACGAGAAUAAGAAGGGAGAAAAAAAUCCACACCUGCAUAAUACUUCAACGUUUCACAAGAACACUUUUAAUUAAAUUAAUAAAACAUCAAUGAAAGUCAACAGAAAGUGGGACAAACUCAGUGGAAAAGUUUAGUUCGUUUAGCUAUUAACAAUUUAAGCAAAAACAAGGGCACUUCCCCUUCGACUUUUUCUAGCAACCGCCGUCGGAAUUAUUUUUCUGCCAGCACACGACAGAAAAAGAAAUAAAGAUGGCCAUCUUCGAAGAUGCAGACAAUUUUGCGGAUAUAUUCCGUGGUGGAUUGCCUUACUACUUACUCUUGGCAUUGCCCAUUAUGAUUAUCUGUUCGGCUAAUCCCGUGUUGGCCUCCAGCGAAUUUAAUGUUCAGCGAAUGUCCCAAUUCGAUGUCAAUGGUGUUUCUUAUGGCUGCCGUGCUUCUGCUCUAUCCUUGGAGGCCAAAUCAUUGUAUACUUGGAGCACAUCUAGGCAUUGUGUUGUUGCCAAAUUUCAAGAUGUAACUAUUGAUCAAUUCAAAGAGAUUAGGCAAAAGGCCGGAGGUUUAGUUCUACUUUUGCCACAAAAUGUCUCAACAAUGUCCAGCGAAGACAAAGAGCACUUGAAUUUGUUGGAACAAGCCAUGAUGACUCAGUCAAUUUCUGUACCCGUAUAUUUUUCACAAUACAACACAGAAUUGGAAAAAAUUGUCAAUGAUAUUAGUCGUAAUACUGCCUCAGCGAACAAUAAGAAAAAUUCACGUGACAAUUCCGCUUUAAAUGAAGUGUUCAAUUCGAUUUCGGCAAAUGGCUAUCAAAUCAUUGUAACCGGUGCCAGUCACGCCAACAAUAAAAACAGUAAAAUUCCCAUUGUCCAGGGAGAAUUGGCCCCAGCAGCAAAAUUCAGCAAGGCCAACAAUAACGAAGAUCUCAACAGCAAGUUACCAUUGAUAAUUGUGGCUGGUCAUUUGAAUACCUUUGGUAUCUACAAUGAAUACCCCACAAAUGUGGAUGCGGCCAUAUUAAUGACUUUGGCAGAUUUGUUUAGUAAAUUACACAAUACUGCCAAUGCCGCACCAAAAUACCGUCUACUCUUCUUGUUAUCGGAAUCUGGACCAUUGCUAAAUUUCCAAGGUGCCAAGAAAUGGUUAGAUGAAAAUGUUCAAUUGCAGAAUGUGGACUUUGUUUUGUGCCUGGAUAGCAUAACUCAAACAUUAAAUGCUGACAAUGGAGAUCAACAACUGUAUAUGCAUGUUUCCAAGCCUCCAAAGGAGAACACUCCCAUGAAUGUGUUCUUCAAACACCUAAAGAAAGCCGGCCAAAAAUAUCAAAAUGUCACUGUUGAGGGAGUUCACAAGAAAAUCAAUUUAGCCGAUCAGCAAUUAGCCUGGCAACAUGAACGUUUCAGUAUCAAACGUCUAUCAGCUUUUACUUUGUCUGCAUUGAAGACACCAAAACAUCCUACACGCACCACCAUAUUCAGUGAUGGUGAAGAAGAAGUACUGGAGAGAGCUCAACUUAAUGCCAAAAUCAUUGCCGAAGCUUUGGCCCGUUAUGUUUAUGGAGAUAACAACAAUGCAGCUGUGGAUAGUGACGAUCUGGAGGUCUUUGCUGGUGCCAUGCAAAUUACACCCAAGCUUAUUAAAUCGUACUUAAAUCUUAAAUCCGCCUUACACAAUAACGACCUCAAAAAUGCAUUUGAAAAGUAUCUUAAAAAUGUCAAACUCAUCUACGACAAACCUGAUGCUCGUGAACCCGACUUCAUGUUCUACGAGGGAGCCUAUGCCAAUUUGAAUGUUUAUCGUGUUAAGCCUGCUGUAUUCGAUUUGUUCUUAACAAUUUUAAUUUGUGCUUAUUUGUUCUCGGUUUACUUUGUCAUUCAGUACUUCCCCACAAUGUAUCAGGUAUUUUGUAAAUUGUCGGUCAAAUCGCCCGAAUCAUCACCAACACAUUACAAUAAUGUUGAACGCAAUAACAAAAGUAAAAUUAACUAAAAACAACUGAAGGGGGACGUAGAAAACACAAAGUAUGAUGAGACUAUGAGGAGUCCCCAUGUAACAAAAUUUAAAUAUAUAUAAAAAACUAUAAAAAAUUAAAUUGUUUUCGAUGACUUCUAGCGUUUUUAGUUUAGAGAAUUUUUUUGUGUGUGCAUACGAAUAUAAUAAUAAUGUAAAAUAUAUUUAAAUAGAAUAAAAACAAAAUGAAGUUACAGAGUAAAAAAA
Molecule: messenger RNA, 2261 nt
Organism: Musca domestica (house fly)
Lineage: Eukaryota; Metazoa; Arthropoda; Insecta; Diptera; Muscidae
Product: BOS complex subunit ncln
Exons: 6
Coding region: 297-2033 (578 amino acids)
Biological process (GO): regulation of signal transduction
Cellular component (GO): endoplasmic reticulum membrane
Source: RefSeq, a predicted model, not a curated record